CGGCCAUUCCCCUCUUCAACUCGUUCUCGUUGUCUCACUGAUCCCUUGUGUUAACUAAUAAAUGUGUAAUAUGAUGGUUACAGUUAGACCUGCAAUUGCCGAUACUGUAGAAGACAAACUAGAUCUUUCGCGCCACCUGUCUAUUGUCAGCCGUUCAGCCAAUCAGGAGGGGCUCAGCAGGAUCCAGUCAAGUCCGGCUGUCCCCUUUCCAUAACAAUAGUUCUCUCCCUCUUUUUUCUCUGUACGUAUGUAUAUAUACAUAUAGAAGAAUAUAAGUGUAUCUCUUUGUUACUGCCGCUGCGCCUGCCGCCAGAUGAUGCCCUAGACCAGAUUUGACUGAAGAGUUGCCAGUGGCGAUUACAGGAAAAGACGGCGCCAUAAAGCAGCGUCGAACAUUUCGAUAGCUAUGGUAUUGGUACGAUUGCCAACGCAGAAGGACCCGUAGCUCAGACGCUGCCUUUGCUACUAUGCCACCGACGACGACGACGUUUUUGCUGCUGCUGCUGCUGCUGCUGCUAUGAUGAAGAUCGCUUUGCCCCACUGCUAGCGAUCAUAAAACAGAAAUAUUGGUAGGGACAGGUGUCUGUUCAGUAGACACAGCGGUAGCUGGCUACGACAAGAACGCGCCAACAGCGCGACGCAGCCCAACGCAACAACGGCGGACAGUAGCCACAACGACUUUCUAACUUUUGAUGCUACUACUACUGCUGCUGCUGCUGCUGCUGCUGCUGCUACUACUACUACUACUACUACUGCUGCUGCUGCUGCUACUGCUGCGCGCUGUGGCUGCCACCACAGUUCACGAGGGUAGACUAACACUGAUAUUAUGCUGCUGCUGCUGUUACUACUGCUGUUACUACUGCUGCUACUGCUGCUGCUGUUGUUGUUGUUACAUUGGGACUUCGCCUUUUUCUAGCUCAAAUAUUGUGGCGGAAAUACAACGAGCUACACGGACGGACAGACAGGCAGGCAGGCAACGGUUAGCGAGUAUCAAUAAUUGAGGACAACGACAGAUCUUUACUCGGAUGAGAAAGGCCGAAACGCACAGGGUCCAUCUACAGCAGUUACUGCAGCUGGCCAUAGACUCGAUAGCAGUGGCGGCAGCAGCAGAACUCAUGGUAGUAGGGUGCGACUGUGGCGCUUGUGGUGCCUAUAGCGUUUCGAUAUGAUUAUUUGUAGAGGAUGAAGAUCGCCAGCGGCAAAGGUGAAUCGGUGAUGUUCAAGAGCUGCUGGUGUCCCCCCCCCUCUUCCCGCUGAUGCUGUUGUUUAUGUUCGGCUGGCAAGAAGACAGAAAAAGUCGAUUCAGACAUUCGGAUUACAAUUGGACUACGCAGGUAUUUGUGUGUGAUCAUUUGUUUGCCUGGCCGUGUGCGAAGCUGUUUGCCUUUAAUACUGGGCUUGCCUAAUCUGCCUAGUGCAGGUGGUGAUUGAGUGAAAAAAGAAUGAACUCAAAAGACGCGGAUCGAUAGAGGCUUCGCUAAAAGUCCAGCGUAACAAUAACAACAUUAGAGAAACGAUAACAACACUAAAUUGCUGCUUCAUGAACGGUAGGCUCUUACGAGAUUCGAUAACUUUAUGACAACUAAACGUACUUCGUACAACAGGGGCAAAUUAAUAACGGUGAGUUCUUGAGUGCCUCUAUAAACGGAAACCCUGAACAGGACCCAUGGUUAUAGGUGUUUUUUUCAGCGGAGAUAGAUGUCUCAUAGCCGACGAAAUUACGCGACGACGCACACGACAGAGGUGUUCUCCGCAAAGGCAUCACCGUUCUCAGCGCGUGUAAGGACGCCGAUACCGAUAGAGAAGUUAGCUUCUAGUUACUUUCAGCUAAAGAUUGUAUGAUAGCGUGGACGGAAGAACAUCGUCGUGCCCCUAUCAUAUGUAUGUCCUAAUUGAAAAAUAUUAGAUGCAAGCAUUCGCAUAAAACGACAUUAGUUUCAAGUUUCUGUGUUCAUGUGAUCGUGCAGGAAAACCUGUGUCGAAAGGCAAUUGUCCGGCUAUAAUAGUUUACCGGAAGUAUGUCAAUCGUACAUUUGCUCUAAAGGAAAGGUGUGUGUUAUACUUCAUUUACAUGUGCAGUGUUUCCCUAUAGAAGCAAACGUAUUGAGGCCUUGAUAAGGAACGUGUUUUUAUGUGAACGAGAGGAAUUCUAAGAGAACAAAUUCAAUCUCAGUGACAAAGUUGUGCAAACUACCGGUGCUGCUGCUGCUAUCGCUACCGGUUGGCUCCGGCGGGCUAUCUGAUUGCUUCCGACGAUAUCCCAAAUACUCCUAGCUUUCGCGCAGAGAAGCGAGCCGUAAUUUUACAAGAUUGAGUAGUCUCAGAAAGGCGAAAAUGCCGCUGGCCAAAUUUUUUACCUUUCAUCGCGGAGAGUACGACGCCCGAGUGCGUAAAGGUAACGAGGUGACGGUCUCCGAUGCGUUAAAGGAGCUUUAUGGAACUAAAAUCCUACCCCUCGAAAAACACUACAACUAUGAGGAUUUCUUUUCGACGCCUUUGGAACCGGCGUACUUCGAGUCGAAGCCACUGGUGCUUCUCUUUGGAGAAUACUCCACGGGCAAGACGUCGUUCAUUAAGUACGUUUUAGGAAAGGAGUACCCGGGCAUGCGAAUUGGGCCGGAACCAACCACAGACAACUUUAUUGUUGUAGAGUACGGCGAGGACGAGGGAAUCGUUCCGGGUAAUGCUUUGGUAGUCGACAAAACGAAACAAUACAGUUCGUUAGCGAAAUUUGGGGGACAGUUCCUCAAUCGGUUCCAGUGCUCUACAGUUCACAGCGAAAUUCUUGAAAGAUUUACAUUAGUUGACACUCCGGGAAUUCUAUCUGGUGAAAAGGAAAGGGGUUACGACCUUACCGCUGUACUCAGGUGGUUUGCGGAACGUUGCGAUAGAAUUAUUUUACUUUUUGAUAUCAAUAAAUUGGACAUUUCUGAUGAACUUCGAGCUGCCAUCGAUAUGGUUAAAGGUUAUGAAGACAAAAUCAAAAUCGUCUUGAAUAAGUCGGAUACUGUCAACACGCAGCAGCUAAUGAGAGUAUAUGGGGCACUGAUGUGGUCGCUUGGAAAGGUAAUGGCCACUCCCGAGGCGGCUCGUGUAUAUAUCGGCUCAUUUUGGGAAAAUCCCUGGGUUCAUGAAGAAAAUCGACACCUGUUCGAAGAAGAAGAAGCUGACCUUAUCAUUGACAUCUACACUUUAUCUAGAGAUGCCGAUUUACGCAAACUUAACGAUCUCGUGCGUCGUGCGAAGAAUGUUCGAAUCCAUUCUCAUAUUAUGGCCGAACUGCGCCGAUGCAUGCCCGUCUUCGGUAUUAGUUCAGGAAGGCGAAAAAAGAGACUGCUUCUUGAGCUGUCCCAAAUUUAUGAAAAACUGCAAAUGGAAUACCAGCUUCCGCCUGGUGACUUUCCUAGUAUCAAGGAGAUGCGACGAAAAUUGCAAACUUUCGAUUUUAAUAAAAUCAGGGCACGCAAAAGAAAGUAUUUCGAUCUACUAAAUCAGGCACUCGAGCAAGAUAUAGGACGUCUUUUUCCACUACUACCAGCUGUGGACCAGGAAGACCUCGCAGCCAAGGACCGCGAACGACAAAUGAUCCUGAAUAAGGUUUGGUCCGAAAAAAUGCUACUGCGGCGACCGAUACGCCCCCGGGGAGUGUCCACGGUUUCAAGUGAAAAUCUCUCCAACAUUUCAGAAGUCGAAUCAGGAGGAGACCAUCAGACGCAAACGCAGUACCAGAAAAUUUCGAGUCUUCCUACGCCUGUAGUGAUUAUCAAGGAAGAGCUUAGCUCGGGUGGUAGUUCUCCUAGUAGCAGGUUGGGAGCGAUAGUUUCGGGUGUCGGUACCAUAGGGACGCUGAAAAGAUCAGCGCCCAGUCCACACCUCGAAAAACGAACCAUCAUCACCCGAACUGAAUCGACAACCUUGCCGAGCAAAGAGCAGGUCAUAAGGACCGAAACCGCUGUGGCUACUCCGGAGAAGACUGAGGUCAAGACCACGGAGACGACCGUAGUCGAUGGCCGAACCAAGGUAAAGGAAAGCACUCAGCUGAAGCCGGCUGAUCCUCACCUUGCCAGCUAUGCCAAGUACCAGGCACCCAAAGUGGAAGCACUGUACGCCACCAUCCAGAAAAAAAAGGAUGACGCCUUCCCAAAGGUAGAAGAGAAGAAAUUUGAUGCGAAACAAGAAUCCAAAGCUCAGGAUAACAAGGCAGAAACUAAGGAUGCUGGUGCUGCUGGUGCCAGUACUGUCACAUCUGCAACGCAACAAUCAUCUAAUAAAACGUCGGAAACUAUCAUUAACCAAGUGGAGCCGGGGAAGCGCGACAUUCUAAAGAAGAUUGGUGAAACGACAAAGGAAAAGACCGAAGUCCAAGUCGAGGAGAAAACAACCAUUAUCGCUAUAACGACGCCAGCCUCGUCGACGGUGGUGAACGGUGGCAUAAAAUCAAAUAGAUCAAUUAAGAAGAGCGAUCAAGAAGCAAUCAAGCUGCCUCUUAACAUCCAGGAGACGCCUGCCGAAGAAAAGGAGGACAAAAUCCUCAACACUGCGACGUCGACGAAGGUCAUCACAGACGAGGCAAAGUUGCCAGUCGCAGAAGAAGCCAAGACGGAGCCAACUUCGGAAGCGCCUCCGACAACAAAGACAGCGAUACCAAGCGAGAGUAAAGAAGAGCAACGACGCAGAUUCCUUUUUGGAGUAACGUCCACGCAUUCUGAUAUAAAGCAAAGAUCGGAGCAGUCCAUCAUCCUCAAGGAGAUGAAGGAAAGCUACGACCAGAGCUCCAUUAAGGACUACGAUGGGAUCAUCAACGACUCGUGAUGUACGUUAACAUUUACAGGGUCUACGGUUGUGACUUUCGCGUAGCUACCAAAAUCGCCGGAUAACCACAUUUAUCUAAACGAUCAGAGCACAUUAGGAAAUUCAACGUAUAAGGAGAAAUGGAAAAUGUUCAACUUAGCAGGAAUAAUUAGAAAUAGAUGAUGAGAAAGCAAUUUUUUUUUCUUGAGCUGUCAUAACACCCUAAUGCCAGGUGCCUCUUCGAUGUUCCGAGCCUAAAUGAAUGUCCUUGUAUGUUCCAACCAAGUGCCUCAUUAAUGUCACAAUAUAUAUAUAUAUAUAUAUAUGGAUAAAUUUAUACAAUAGCUUAGAAAUUUUUUGAUAGCUGUUGCCAAAGUGUUGUUCACCGUAGUACCUUAAUUUUACCAAAGUAUUCAACAAGUCAUCAUAUCAUGUACACAUAAUUAGAUGCAAGAAAAAGAUGAUUCCUUCCCUGAUUCAGUGUGUUUGAAAUAUGUUGCUUUGAAACAGCAGUGGAAAUUUAUCUAGGCUGUCCACCACCUCUCGAAGCCUAACGAGACAACACCUUUAUUGUGCGUUACGUACGUAAGUUAUUAGCAGGUUAUGGGGAUGAUACUGGAUUUUCGUCAAUAGUUUUAUUUGUCAUGCCGAGAGCCUUUGCUUUCUCUAACCGCCGUCGACCUGUAAAAGUUGACGGCUGCCCCUGUAAUAACGGCUGUGUAAAUCCUGUUGUGUUUGUGUUUUAAAGUUAUUUCUCUGAUGUUUAUUGCUGAGUGAGGCAAUCGUUUCGCUUCUGGACGAUAUAAAUGGUGUGUCUCCGACCGCUUUUACCAAGACUUCUCGUAUAGAGUUUCAACAAGGCCAUCAACCAUCAGCUUGAUGCUGCUACGUAGAGAACUGCUGUGUCUUAACUCUAAACAGCAAAUGAUUAAAACGCAUAUAGGUAAUCUACGGGGCCAAGCUGAUAUAGCACCACUGGCCCAAACAAAUUAUUUCUUAACCUAGUCGUCAAUGUACUAGCCAAAAAGGAGAACGAAGUUCACUUCUUAUGGUCAUAGAAGGUAUGGCUGAGUCACACACACACACACUGCAUUUGUCUUUCGAGUCUGUACAUAAACAUAUUACUAUAUCAUAAUUAGGAUAAUUCAGUAUCAUGCAAUAUGUAACGUAAUGCAACACUACGCAAGAUUCCUGUGUGAACAAAUGCCUUAAAUAACUCGUACCAUUUUACCUGUUCUUGCUGCAAAUGACAGACUAGUUUACUGUGUAACAUCGUUAUAACGGCCUAUAACUCUUGAGUCGAUCCUUCGAAACGAAUUAACUCUAUGUAAGAAGAUUUCUUAGGAGAAGCGCGAUAAUCGCGAAAUAAUAAACCACGAUCUAUACAGAA
Varroa destructor (honeybee mite) is the source of this 6181-nucleotide messenger RNA. RefSeq lists its product as uncharacterized. Gene Ontology annotation, biological process: endocytic recycling; cilium assembly; endocytosis. The record is from RefSeq and is a predicted model, not a curated record. Gene Ontology annotation, cellular component: perinuclear region of cytoplasm; cytoplasm; recycling endosome membrane. Gene Ontology annotation, molecular function: cadherin binding; GTP binding. Lineage: Eukaryota; Metazoa; Arthropoda; Arachnida; Mesostigmata; Varroidae.